Messenger RNA from Cuscuta epithymum, 1139 nucleotides. Lineage: Eukaryota; Viridiplantae; Streptophyta; Magnoliopsida; Solanales; Convolvulaceae. The record is from the annotation of a GenBank genome assembly.
GGCAUGAUUGAUUCAACAAAACCCAUUUCCUGAUCAGUCUUCCCUUUCACUGCCGUCCGGACGUUAUAUUUCAAAUCACACUUUAAUCUGCCGCGGAAAUGGAGUUAAGUGGUAUAACCGCUUAAGCCACCUUUUAUUCAUCGUUCUUUUCAAUUUUCUACAAAUUUAGUUGUUCACUCGUUUACUCAUCGCUUUGAAUUUAAUCUACGUUUCUGCGAAAUUUCCUGAUCAGCGCCCAGAGGUUCUAACCCUAAAGCUAUGCUUUCUUCUAUCUUGAACAAGAGACAGAAGCUUCAAGAAGAGCUCCGGAAUAUUGAGAAACAGGUAUUUGAUUUAGAGACAACUUAUUUGCAAGAAACUGGAUCCUUCGGGAAUGCAUUAAGAGGCUUUGAAGGAUUUUUGUCUUCAUCAAAUAAAAGUUCAAGCCUGAAGAGAUCAAGAAAGUUUCAACUUGAAGAUCGAUUGUUUUCACUGUCCUCAGUCACUUCACCAGCGGCUGAAGAGCUUGGACUUGGGCGAGAAGAGGGAAAAGUGGAUCAUGGUCAAGGUCGUUCUAAGGCAGGGGGCAUGACAAUAAUUGGACAGGGGAAACCCAAAAAAGGAAGAACAGUGCAGAGAGAUAUAAAGAAAGUCAGGGGUUCUAAUGACUUGGAUGUUGUUGAUGAUGAUGAUGAUCCGGACAUGAUGAGUUUGAGAUGAGCUACUCUCUCUUUCGAAAUUAUGGCAUUUUAACUUCUCUAUAGCAUGUGUUGUGCCAUGUUAAGCAUGCAUGAACAUCGAUUGUUGGUGACAUGUUUUAAACUUUGGCAAUGUAUGAUAUGUAUCGUAUCAGUGUGUAACUAUUCGUUUCUUAGAAUUGUCACAUUUUAGUUGUGGAAUGUCGUAUCAGUAUGUAUCGAUUGCUUUAACUUUUUUAUGUAAUACUUGUUGCAUCACAACCGUCAAUCUAGGAGUUUAUAUUGUGUGUAAUGUGUCAUGUGUGCACAGUACUUCUAAUGCACAAUGAUGCAAUGAGCAAUUUUGGAUGCAAAAUAGGAAAAUAUCCAAACAAAUAAAGAAAUAGCUGGUUGUAAAUUUAUUCCUUGGUGUAGGCCUUUAGGGUACAUUUUGCCUUAAUGAUAAAAAUUAAGAGCCCUUCU